CACAUGCACUUCGGGGAGCCCAGGAGGCCGGCAAAUUCAGUCGCCCAAGCCGCCCGGGCCGCGCGGCGCGGACGCACGCCCAGACUCGCGCGAUCCGGAAUGAACCAUCUAUGCCCGCCGAGGGGGGGAUGGCGGGUCAGCUCCGCGCGGAGUCAGGGCCCGGACCCUGGGAGUCCCGAAGCAGCGCGGCCUGGAAUACCUUCUCGCAGGACGACCGGGGAGGGGCGGCUUUGCCAGGGCGGGCAGGAGCUGCGGGCGGGGUCAGCCUUCUCGCAGAUUCCACACCUCUUCCCUCCACCCCCCCCCCGGCGGUGAACUCGGCUGCAAGGCCCGGGGCCCACCGUUCCCGCUCCAAGGUUUCCCACCCGGGUUGGGGCGUGGAGAUCGCGGCGGCCGGGUGCACCGUGCGGGAGGUGGGGGACGGGGUCGGGGUGUCUGGCGCCCGUUGGGCCCACGCGGUGCGCGCGCGGGGUCGUCCCAGGAGGGACCCGUGGCCCCAUCACAGACCUCGCGCGUCCCACCGCCCCCUGGCCUCCGGGACCGCACAUCCCGCGUGGGCUCGCAUGGCGGACAAGAAACUGGUGGUGGUGUUUGGAGCCACAGGUGCUCAGGGGGGCUCAGUGGCCCGGACGCUCCUGGAAGAUGGGACAUUCAGGGUUCGAGUGGUGACGCGGGACCCUGGGCAGAAGGCAGCAAAGGAGCUGAGGCUGCAGGGUGCAGAGGUGGUCCAAGGAGACCAGGAUGACAAGGCCAGCAUGGAGCUGGCCCUUAGUGGGGCCCAUGCUGCCUUCAUUGUGACCAACUACUGGGAAAACUGCAGCCAGGAGCAGGAGGUCAAGCAGGGAAAGCUGCUGGCCGAUCUGGCCAAGCGCCUGGGCCUUCACUACGUGGUCUACAGCGGCCUGGAGAACAUCAAGAGGCUGACGGCUGGGAAACUGGCAGCAGGCCACUUUGAUGGCAAAGGGGAGGUAGAGGAAUAUUUCCGGGACAUUGGAGUUCCCAUGACCAGUGUGCGGCUGUCCUGCUAUUUUGAGAACCUCCUCUCCUACUUCCUGCCCCAGAAAGCACCUGAUGGAAAGAGCUACUUGCUGAGCUUGCCCAUGGGUGAUGUGCCCAUGGAUGGCAUAUCUGUGACCGACCUGGGUCCCGUGGUGCUCAGCCUGCUGAAGAUGCCGGAAGAAUACGUUGGCCGGAACAUUGGGCUCAGCACCUGCAAGCACACAGCAGCAGAGUACGCCGCCCUGCUCUCCAAGCACACCGGGAAGGCCGUGCGCAACGCCAAGACGACUCCGGAGGACUACGAGAAGUAUGGCUUCCCUGGCGCCCGGGACCUGGCCAACAUGUUCCGUUUCUAUGCCCUGAAACCUGACCGUGACAUCGAACUGACCCUGAGGCUCAACCCCAAGGCCAGGACGCUGGACCAGUGGCUGGAGCAGCACAAAGGAGACUUUGCUGGUCUCUGACCCUGCCACCUCUCAGCCCCGUCUGGGGGCAUGGGGAGGUGUCACAGUGAUCCGUUCUUGUGUUACAAAAAAAAUUAUUUUUUAAAUAAAGGCCAUUGUUCUCACAGA
Messenger RNA from Zalophus californianus (California sea lion), 1571 nucleotides. RefSeq names its product NmrA like redox sensor 1 (gene NMRAL1). The transcript is spliced from 5 exons. The record is from RefSeq and is a predicted model, not a curated record. The coding region runs from base 111 to 1463 and encodes 450 amino acids. Lineage: Eukaryota; Metazoa; Chordata; Mammalia; Carnivora; Otariidae.